AUGACUUUAUGUGGGAAAGUAUUCACUGAAUAUGAGAUUGAAGCAUCUGCAACUAAGUUUUAUAAUAUUUUCAGGAAGCAACUUCAAAAUAUUCCUAAUAUAUCUCCAGAAGUACAUGGAGCUAGAGUGAUUGAAGGUGAUUGGGAGAGUAUUGGUUCUGUCAUACAAUGGAAAUAUACAAUAGAUGGAAGAGAAGAAAGUGCUAGAGAAAAAAUUGAGACUAUAGAUGAUGAGAAUAAGGUCAUCACGUAUAGUCACUUUGAUGGGGAAGUGAGUGAGAAUUACAAAAGUUUAAAGGGAACAUUAGAAGUGAUGGAUGAGGAAUAUGGUGCACUUGUGAGAUGGAGUUUUGAGUAUGAGAAACUAAAGGAGGAUAUUACAGGUGCAUUUCCUAAUUCAUACUUGGACCUUGUUUUAGAGGUCACAAAAGCUGUUGAUGCUCAUCUUGUCAAGGAAUAG
Molecule: messenger RNA, 459 nt
Organism: Vicia faba (fava bean)
Lineage: Eukaryota; Viridiplantae; Streptophyta; Magnoliopsida; Fabales; Fabaceae
Source: the annotation of a GenBank genome assembly